AUGCAGCCACUCCGAUAUUUUUCUUCCACAGCGGCGUGCUUCAUCAAGUAUAUUGGUUAUGACCCUGCCAGCUUACCAGGCACCUGGCUUGGGUCAUUCGAGAAGUGUAUUGAGCCCGGGGGCGGUGCUGAAAAGAAAGGCACCGACAGCCCAGUCCAUCACUCCCACUUCAACCGCGAGGAUAUUGGGUCCAUCAUCGCCACAAGGAUCGUCGGUCCGAGAGCUACCAAGAUCUGCCACAUCUAUAAGAACGGCACUGGCACGGAGAAGAAGGGUAAUGAGGGAGUGAAAGCCUCAAGUCACUGCGGCUAUGGAGACUACCCCAAAGUCGUGGAGGAGAGAAUUGAUGAUCAUACACAGCUGGAAGGAAUUCACCGUUACGACUGA
This is a messenger RNA of Macroventuria anomochaeta, 387 nucleotides long. RefSeq lists its product as uncharacterized. The transcript is spliced from 2 exons. Bases 1 to 387 code for a protein of 128 amino acids. The record is from RefSeq and is a predicted model, not a curated record. Lineage: Eukaryota; Fungi; Ascomycota; Dothideomycetes; Pleosporales; Didymellaceae.